Molecule: messenger RNA, 2547 nt
Organism: Balearica regulorum gibbericeps (East African grey crowned-crane)
Lineage: Eukaryota; Metazoa; Chordata; Aves; Gruiformes; Gruidae
Source: RefSeq, a predicted model, not a curated record
AUGCAGGGAGCGCUGAGCAGCACGGAGACUGGGAGCAUCAAGCUCGGGGAGCAAGGAUGCUCUGGGGAACCUGUUGGCAGAGCCGGGGGGAAGCAGGCCUCAGUUAACGCUGUCUGUCCUCUCUUCUGCAUCCACCUGGAACUGGUACAGGAGCGGCAGAAAAAAGCCAGGUUGCCCGAGAGCAGUGACGGCUCCAAGGACUCGGACAGCUCUGCUGGGCGCCGGGGCAGCACUAGCCGGAAGCAUGGGCGAUGGCGGGGACGGCUGGACAGCCCCGGGGCGCUGGUGUCCAAGGUGGUGAGAGCAGUCACAGCGAGACAUAAACCAGGACGGAGGCUGCCGGCGGCACCGGACUCUUCCAGCCGGAGGAACCUGACGGAGCCACGUGGGGAGGCCCAGCUGGCUGUCUUCCAGCAGGGCGACACGGGCAGCGUGGAGGGGGCUCCCCAGCCCACCGAGAACAGCUUCACCCCCAAGUGUGAAAUCACAGGCAAAGAUGCCCUCUCGGCGCUGGCUCGGGCCAGCAGCAAGCAGUGCCAACAGGAGAUCGCCAACGUGGUGUGUCUGCACCGGGCUGGCAGCCUCAUGCCCCAGUCUGUGCCUCGCCACUGCCAGCUCUCGGGCAAGGUCAGCCCUGUCAUCCAGUGGGACGAGAGUCGGCUGCAGCAGGCACCCCCCAGCAAGCCCGUGCGCAUUGCCUACAUGCUGGUUGUGCACGGCCGGGCCAUUCGCCAGCUAAAGCGGCUCAUCAAGGCGGUGUACCACCAGCAGCACUUCUUCUACAUCCACGUUGACAAGCGCUCCAACUACCUCCAUCACGAGGCGGUGGAGCUGGCCCGGCACUACCCCAACAUCCGCGUGACGCCCUGGCGCAUGGUGACCAUCUGGGGAGGUGCCAGCCUGCUGAAGAUGUACCUGCGUAGCAUGAAGGACUUGCUAGAACUGGCCGAGUGGCCCUGGGACUUCUUCAUCAACCUGAGUGCCACUGACUACCCCACGAGGACCAAUGAGGAGCUGGUGAUGUUCCUGUCCAAAUACCGAGAUAAGAACUUCCUGAAGUCUCAUGGCCGAGACAAUGCCAGAUUUAUCAAGAAGCAAGGCCUGGACCGCCUGUUCCACGAGUGUGACUCCCACAUGUGGCGGCUGGGCGAGCGCCACAUCCCCGAGGGCAUCGUGGUGGAUGGGGGCUCCGACUGGUUCUCACUGACGCGCAGCUUUGUGGAGUAUGUGGUCUACACCGACGACCAGCUGGUGUCCCAGCUGCGCCAGUUCUACACCUACACGCUCCUGCCAGCCGAGUCCUUCUUCCACACAGUCCUGGAGAACAGUCACGCCUGCGAGACACUGGUCGAUAACAACCUCCGAGUGACCAACUGGAACCGGAAGCUGGGCUGUAAGUGCCAAUAUAAACACAUAGUCGACUGGUGCGGGUGCUCCCCAAAUGACUUCAAACCCCAGGACUUCCUCCGGCUACAGCAACUCUCCAGACCCACCUUCUUCGCCCGCAAGUUUGAGUCGACGGUGAAUCAGGAGGUGCUGGAGAUCCUGGACACACACCUCUACGGCAGCUACCCUCCCAACACUCCGGCCCUGAAGGCAUACUGGGAGAACAUCUACGACCGUGUCGACGGGCUCAGCGGCCUCAGCGAUGUCACCCUCACCUUCUACACGGCCUUCUCCAGGCUGGGGCUCCGCAAAGCCAUGUCUGCGCCAGCGGCAAAGACUGACAAGCUCUGCAGAUUUGAGCCCCAGGGCUUCCCUUCCAGUGUGCACUUAUAUUUCUAUGACGACCGUUUCCAGGGUUACCUGGUGAUGCAGGAAGUGCAGAAUUUGGCAACUGGGCAGGCAGAGUCCCUGGAGGUGUGGAUGAUGCCCCAAGGAGCUCUGAAGCUGGCGGGUCACGGAGUGCAGGCAAACCGCUUACAAAACCUUGAGGUGGGCACAGAGUGGGACCCCAAGGAAAGGCUCUUCCGGAAUUUUGGAGGCUUGAUGGGGCCUUUUGAUGAGCCAGUGGCCAUGCAGAAGUGGUCACGAGGCCCUAACCUGACGGCCACGGUGGUGUGGAUUGACCCCACCUACGUCAUCGCCGCCUCCUACGACAUCACGGUGGAUGCUGAGGCAGAGUUCACCCAGUACAAGCCCCCCCUCAAUCGGCCCCUACGCCCCGGUGUCUGGACCAUCCGCCUCCUUCAGUUCUGGGAGCCCCUGGGGGAGAACCAGUUCCUGGUGGUGCCCCAGACCUUCAACCGCAAGCAGCCUCUCAGGAAAGAUGACAGUAACUGGCUGCACGGCGGGCCCCCCCGCAACGAGUACAUGGAGCAGAGCUUCCAGGGCCUGGGGGGGAUCCUCAACCUGCCGCGCUCCGAGGAGGCGGAGGAGGACGCGGUGCGGAAGGCGCAGCUGACGGGCAAGGCGCUGGAGGACUGGGCGGACGGUGCCAUCAGCGCUUUCUGGUCUGUGGCAGAUGUCUGCGUCAGCAGCCCCUCUGCCUGCGCUUCACUGGAGACCUGCAGCAAAACCUCCUGGAGCUCCCUCUCCCCGGACCCC